Messenger RNA from Thelazia callipaeda (thelaziosis nematode), 1710 nucleotides. Lineage: Eukaryota; Metazoa; Nematoda; Chromadorea; Rhabditida; Thelaziidae. The record is from the annotation of a GenBank genome assembly.
AUGAGUAGUGCAUAUAAGGUGGUAACUGUGAGCACGAAACCUUAUGAGGGGCAGAAACCAGGUACCAGUGGUUUGCGUAAAAAGGUUCCAGAAUUUCAGCAAAAUAAUUACACGGAAAAUUUUAUACAAUGUAUUUUGGACGCGGUUUUAAAUGAUCAAAAGAAAAAUGCUACAAUGGUUGUUGGCGGAGAUGGGAGAUAUUUAUGUUCUGAAACAGUCAAUAUUAUCAUUCAGAUCGCUGCAGCUAAUGGGUUACGCAAGCUUAUCGUUGGUCAAAAUGGAUUUUUAAGUACUCCCGCUGUUUCAUGUUUAAUCAGAAAACACGACAGUUUGAUUUGUGGCGGGAUCAUUUUAACUGCCAGUCAUAAUCCUGGUGGUCCUAAAGCAGAUUUUGGAAUAAAAUUAAAUUGUGAAAAUGGUGGUCCAGCACCAGAAAAAGUGACAGAAUCUAUUUAUCAAAUGAGCAAAGUGAUAUCUAAAUAUUAUAUUUGCCAUGAUUUGCAUGCUGAUUUUACUAAAAUCGGGAAAACUGAUUAUAUUAUUGAUGGUUAUGGCACAUUCACGGUUGAUGUUGUUGAUUCUGUAAAAGAUUACGUCCAGUUAAUGGAACAAGUAUUCGAUUUUUCGAAGAUAAAACAUUUGCUUGAUGGUAAAACGAUGGGUCAAUUCAAUAUUUUGAUCGAUAGUUUGUAUGGUGCUACAGGACCGUAUGUACACAAUAUUCUAGUCGAAAAGCUGGGUGUGAACUCAAAAUUUUUGUGUCACGCAACUCCAAAGUCUGAUUUUGGUGGUGGUCAUCCAGAUCCUAAUUUGACUUAUGCAAAGCAUUUGCUUGACAUGAUGAAAAAAGGCGAACAUGAUUUUGGUGCUGCAUUUGAUGGCGAUGGAGACCGAAAUAUGAUUCUUGGUAAAGACGGUUUUUUUGUUACUCCGAGUGACUCACUUGCAGUGAUUGCUGCUAAUAUGCGCUGCAUUCCGUAUUUUCAACAACAUGGAAUCAAAGGGUAUGCACGAAGUAUGCCAACCGCAGGAGCAGUGGAUCAGGUAGCUAAAGAAACUGGUCUGCCGUUAUAUGAAACUCCUACUGGGUGGAAAUUUUUCGGGAAUCUUAUGGAUGCUAAUAAAUUGUCACUGUGCGGAGAAGAGUCGUUUGGUACGGGCUCGGAUCAUAUUAGGGAAAAAGACGGCAUUUGGGCGAUGCUCGCGUGGUUACAGAUUGUGCAUAGUAAAAAGAUGUCAGUUGAAAGCAUUGUUAAAGAACAUUGGUCAAAGUAUGGUCGCAAUGUUUUCACGCGUUAUGAUUACGAAAAUUGUGAUACAUCAGGAGCAAAUCUUAUGAUGACUUUUAUUGAGUCUCAAAUGCCAGCAUUCAUUGACCAGAAGUUUACUGCUAAUGAAAGGACUUUCAUCGUCAAACAUGCCGAUAAUUUUGCAUAUACUGACCCUGUGGACGCCUUUUCAUUUUUCGUUAAAAAAAUAUCGAUUAUAACGGGACUACGUAUCAUUUUUUAUGAUGUAUUUCGUUUAAGUGGCACUGAUUCUUGUGGUGCAACAAUUCGACUUUACGUUGAUUCUUUUAUCGAUUCAUCUGAUAAGAGUCGAUUAUUUGAGAGUUCAGAGAAAUUGCUAAAGCCUCUAAUUCUAGUGGCUCUUCAACUCAGUAAAUUGGAACAUUUUACUGGACGUAGCGCUCCUUCGGUCAUCACAUAA